This is a messenger RNA of Linum trigynum, 2360 nucleotides long. The record is from the annotation of a GenBank genome assembly. Lineage: Eukaryota; Viridiplantae; Streptophyta; Magnoliopsida; Malpighiales; Linaceae.
GUGCAGGAGUUUCCUACAUGUCAAGUCUGGAGAAGAAUAAUUCCGAGCAAAGUGUGUUUCUUCCUGUGGUAAGUGUAUCAUAAUAGGAUCCUCCUGUGGACAAUCUGGAAAAAAAAGUUGGAUCUUGUCGAAUAGGUACGCUAUGUGUUAGCAAAAGGAGGAGACAAGUGUUCACCUAUUCAUGGAUUGAUCAAGAAGCUAGUUCAAUACACAACAACAAACCUGAAAAUUGGUUAAGUGUUUUUGUUGUUUCAGGUUACCUAUUUGGAAGGUGUGGAUCAAGAGAUUGGCUCUAUGAAAAUGUGUGUUUAAUAGCUUGUUUUGAAGCUAAGGAUGUCUUCUUCAACAAAAAGUGCUUGGUGGCUCCAGGGGAAGUCCAGAAAGGUUGAUUUCAAAGCUCACCGAGAUGCUUGCUCAGAACCAAAAAACUGUUUGUUUUUGGCUAAGUCAUUUAGCGUGUUCGAAGUGCUGACUUUGGGACGCAAUUCCUGGAGUUUGGGGUACAACCAGCUUCUGGAACCAGUUGAGGAUGAAAGAGGAACAAUUUCUAAACCACGAGAAGGAAUUGGAUGAGAUUGCCAAGGUUAGGAAGAUCAUUUGCGAGAUCCUCGAAGAUGCUAUCUCGUGCUGCCACAAUCAGCAAGCCAUUAGGAUUCGGAGUUGGAUUCAGAUUACUUGUUUGAUUUAGUUUCCUUGCUGAAUUAGGAUAGUGACGACUAUUAAAAAGUGGCCUAGUGAAGAUUUGAACAACAUGGAGGAGGGGCUUGUUUCAUGCUUACUUCAUGUCGUGUGGUGGUUCGUAUGGCUUGAAAUAAACCAAAGGAUUUUCGAAGAUAAGAGUAAUGUUUCUUCUCUAGUGGCUAGAAAAGCGGUGAAGAAAUCGAUGGAAUGGAUGGUGGCUCAUAGAAAGUUCAUAGGGACAUGGCUAUAAGUUGGUUGAGGUAGAGGGGACAUGGCUAUAAGUUGGUUGAGGUAGAGGGGAUUCUUCAAUUUCUAGAGACGUGUUCUUGUCGAGGAGGAGUUUGGUCUGCUGGAAGGUGAUUGACUCACUCCUACUGUCACUCUAGAAAUUGGCCAAGUGUAACCACUUCCUAAAGCGUAGUAUAGCGGGUUUGGGUUUUAAUGUCAACCCGGGUCCUAGAUUUGAUGACUACUCAGUGAAUUCUUGUUAUCUAGCAAUGAAACUUUAGUGCAGGUCUAAACUAACAAACAAACAAACAAAGCAAGUAAACGGUUGUUUUCAGGUUAAGAGAGGUCAACCAGAUAUGGUUCCCCCUAGACUGCAGUUAAGCCGGAUUGCAAUUACCAAGUUCAGUUUCUAUGAUAGUUAUACUGCAGAAGGUUCUUAAGCAGUCUGAAGUCUCGACUAAAGGUCUCCAGACCCUCUCAAUCUGAGUCUCUAGCGGGCGACUAACCUCCACCGGAGUAAACAGAUUGAGGCCCUAACGAACAAAACCUCCACUACCGAAGUGAAUUCGGUACAGAAUAGUGAGUUGGCUCCUCAACUAAAGUCACCAACUCCCUACCUUCAAUCAAGGAUGCUCUAUCAACCUAGGCAGAUAUUCUCAUUCUAGGUUAAAGCAGAAACAACAGGAAUUUGAUCAGGAUUCAUGCCAUUCAAUCAUUCAACCCUCAAUUGAAUAUAAUCAAAUCAUAGAAUCAGUACUUGGGUUCAUACAAUCAAACCUAACAUACAAAUCUAGGGUUUCCCAUACCCAGAUGAAUGGGAGAACUACUCCAUGGAGAAAGAAGCAAAAGCAGAAUCAGACGCGGGAAUCAUACUGUGAAGGAUGGAUUUCUGCUCCUGGACGUUGAUCGGCACUUCUCCAAGCUCAAGCCAAGCUCCAAUGGUGAUGAAGAUCAAGCUAGGGCACUUGGGAACUCUUGUUCGUCGCUUUCUCUCUCUAGGAAUCGCUCUGUCUCUCUAAAACUCGAAUCCCCUUCUGUUUUGGCUGAAAUCUGCCUAAAAGGGCAUCACUGGGCAAAACACGGUCGAGGGCACGGCCGUGUUCUGCUCCAGCCAGCCCGUGCCCUUGCCAAGUGUUAAAUACACGGCCAGCCUUUUGGGGAAAACACGGGCGUGCUUUUGGUGGACACGGCCGUGUUCUGUCUCAGUCCUGCCCGUGUUUUGAGCUAGUGUUAGCCAAACUCAGAUAAAGUCUCGGCAGUAAAAGCACGGUCUAGGAACACGGUCGUGUCUUGAUUUAGGCGUGCCCGUGUUUUGGCUCCAGCUCGACCGAAUGACUUCCGAAUGCCCCAAAACUCGUGCUUAGCCUUUCCUUUGACGCCUGGGACCUGAAAUAUGACAAAGUAGCACAACCCGGCGUAAAAUAGGCCAAAAAUACACGAUUAUGCCCCUC